UCUCGCGGGAAUCAGCGGGAUCUCGUAACAAAUCCAAGAUGGAAGACGUCAAAUGACAUUUCAACUAUUUUUUACCAGAUAAUCAAUAUUAAUGCAUUAAUUAGAUUUCGCUGAUCUUAUACAAUGAAUAGGCAUCAAGUUUUGACUGGUGCCUGUAAUAUUGGCGAAAAAUGUCAUGCAGUUGGAAGUGUUGAAGGCAUUCAUUUCACUGUGUAUGCGGCUGGAUGUGACAUUGUGAUUUUAGCAAGUGAUCUUCAAAGGGUACAAAUAAUUCCAGGGGUAACCCAUGGUAAUGUGAAGGUCAGCUGUAUUGAUGCAUCCACAGAUUCAGGAAAGAUUGUAGCAUCAUAUUUACAGAAAGUAUACAUAUUUGAACCAGCACCCCUUCUACACCAUGAUAGCACUCAUAAACUUGAUUACCACUGGUAUCAGACAGCUGUAUUUGAGGCAGACUGUGUUGUUCAGUGUCUGGCCUGGAACCUUGAAGGCAGUAAACUCCUGACAGGUGGUGAAGUUAUACAGCUAUGGUCAGUAUCGCAAGAUGUACAUGAGGAUGUUCACCAAAAGAAGAGUGUCAAAUUUUCACUGGGGCAUGGCGAGCUGGGGCACGGCCAUGGACAGGAUGAAACUGUUCAGCCUGAACAUGAGGUUGAAACUGUGUGGGAAAAUAUCUGGAAAUGCAAGCCAGCUACCAGAGUUCAUCAUUUAGAGUUUUCACCAGACGGACUACUUUUUGCUUCAGUUGGAACGCACGAUAGAAUGGUCAAAAUAUGGUAUGAAGAUAGGAAAAUUCAGUUGCCGUUAUCACAUGCUGACAGUGUUGUUAGUCCAAAAUCAGAAAAAUUGAAUUUUUCCUUCGUAUACAUAGCACAUCCAAGAGCAGUUAAUGGAUUGUCAUGGAGAAAAACAAGCAAAUAUAUGCCAAGAGGAUCAGUUGCAAACAUGUUGAUAACAUCAUGUAAAGACAAUGUAUGUCGUAUAUGGUCGGAAACCAUCCUGCCAGAUGACGGCCUCGUUGAUCUCGAGCAGUUUGAGCCCAAUUCUUCAUUUGACCCCAAAUUUCACAUGCAACGGCACAAGAAGAGGUUCAUGCAAAGGUUGAAAACAAUCAGGAUUCACAUGCACCAAUAUGAGAGCAAUGAAGUAUGUGACAACCAAAGAGCUCCCUAUAAGGAUAGGUUAAUGAACUGUCCUGUAUAUAGACAGAAGUUUAUCAGACAUGCCAUUCACAAGAGAAAGAAGCACACCAAGUUUGGUCCGGAGAUUGUUAUGAGCAUGCCAAGUUUGAGCAGUGUCAACAGCGCCCAUGACUUCCACAAGUUCCACAUUUACCAGAACGGUGUUGUUCCAGCAGUCCAUUUCCAUUUAGCAGCCAGUAUUAACCCUGAAACAGACAUUCCAUUGUUACCUGUGGUCAGUCAUAAAGGUGUGGAGCACAAUUUUCAACUACACUGGUUAAACAAUAAGGAGCUACAGUUUACGAUGGAGUCAGAGAAGAUACUACAGGAAAUGCACAAACACGGUGUGUACGAUGAUCACGACCAUCAUGAUCACGAUCACCAUGGUCACGGUGAGAGUCACACCGACUCUGAUAGUGAUGCCUACCAUGAAGAACCUGAUGAAAAUGGUGUGUGGCAGAAAAAGAGAAGAACAAUGUUUAAGAAUAGUAAGACUACAGGAUUGGGGAAAGAUUUACCAGGUUUAGGAUAUCAUACAGGGACUAGCUCUAGCAUUGGCUCUGAUAUGUCCGAUCCUUUGUCAAGUCCUGAGUCACAUAGUUCACUACUGGACAGUAUAGACAGAAAGAUUGAGGGUUUAUUGAAAGAUUGGCACACAAAUGCAGAUAUGUUGUUUAGUAUUCAUCCUGUAGAUGGAAGUUUUCUGGUUUGGCACAUUGAUUGGCUAGAUGAAUACACCCCAUUCUCGUUUAGACAAGCACAAAUUAGUUUUUCUUCACGGCUUCCACGAGCUUUUCCAAUUCCUGAUGCUAGAACUAUGGAAUGUGUACCAUUAAUGUACUGUAACUAUAGUAAAAUGGAUAUUAAAUCUGCCAUGAAAAUGUCGGAAGGUGACAAAGCUGAUUACAAGGUCAAGCAGUCGUCAGCGGCAACCGGAAAAUCUUCUCCGGGACAAAAUGACAAUAUGUUAAUUCCAAAUGUGCUAAUGAUCUCUAAACAUUCCAAUGGCUCUCUAAACCAGUGGCAAAUCAGUUUUGCGGAAGAGUCAAAAUUUAAAACUGUAGUAAGCGUAGCGCAUGUUUCACGUGCUUGCGGGCAUAGGUUUAGAACAAAUACAGCAACUUGUCACCCGGCUCUGCCACUAUUGAUCACAACCUCGCAACAUAUUGUACCUAAGUCAGAAGCGGAUAAUAGCAGUUUUGAUAUUGGAGAGGAUGAAAAUGAUAUAGGUAAAACCGGGUUUACCUACUGCAGUGAACUUAUAUUAUGGCGGGUAGAUCCGGUUGGGCCACUUUCAAAAUCAGGUGGAAUUGUGGAACUGGCAAAAAUUAAUUCAACAAAACGGUCAGCAUUUAGUGAUGUAGCAUGGGUUCCAACAUUAUUACCCAGCACAAUCCUUGGAGCAUACAGUAACUCUCCGAGCACGCUGUUUGUUGCAUCAGAUGGUGAUUGUCUGAAACUAUACCAGGCAGUUAUAGAUGCCAGAUCAUUACUCACUGAAGUCAACUGCAGAAAAGAGAAUAUGAGUUUUUGCAGUACAACAAGUUCUGGUUACAGCUACGAGGUUCAGGACCCUCCAUCAGAACUGUUUAAUGUUGUCAGUGUGCAAUCCUCCGCUAGACCAGGCUGUAUAAUAGAGCUGGAUGCAUUUACAGAUACCCAACAGAUAUGGCAGAGCACUCAGCUCCUACAUGUGUUCCAAGAACCACUAGUUACGGGUAAAAGCAGUGUCAGGGGAGAAAGUAAUAUUGAUCCGAUAGUCGACCUCCGCAAUAUUGGCUCGUUUGAGGAAAAUUUCUUUCUAGUUGGGUUAGAAAAGUUACAAGAAGGGGGAUCUACUCUUCACAUGUGGAAAAUUACCAUUUCUUCUGCACAGAUAGGUUCAGCAAUAUCAGAUAACAUAGGAGAUAAGACAUAUAUGAUGGAUUAUACAAUAGUCAGUGAGGACGGUUCAAAUCCCCCUUCUCGCAGUGGUUCUCCAGAAAUUCCAAAUACCAAAUCUACUUCAGCUAAACUGCUUGUCUCCACUACAAAGGUAACAUGUCAAAAGUUGCCCCUACCAGAUGGGGUUGAAGUCAAAUGUGCAAAUGUAUCGGCAGGUCAUCUUAGCUCCGCCUCCAUAUACCCAGCAUGCUUAGCACCUUAUCUUCUAGUCACUGCGUGCUCCGAUGGAAGCAUUAAAUUUUGGAAGUGCAAUACAAACUCUGUGAUGAGUGGUCUAGUCAAUUUAAGUGGUGUAGGGUCAGCUAGUGUGUUGUCCAUGAAGAGUUUUGAGUUUGGAGUGGAGGAGGAAGACGGCAUACGUAAGCAGAGAAGAAAAUCAUGUGUAAUGAAUGUAAACCAAGAUACAGCAUACAGCUGGGCACCGUGGAACCUAAUGUACAGAGACGACAAAUCUAGUGAUAUACAUAUCCAAGGAAAGCCAUUGACCAUCAGUUGUGCAUAUACUGGUAGAGUAGCUGUAGCAUACCGCAGUUCUGGUCAUAAACACUCGGGCACAGCACCAAAUAGUCGUUUCUUCAACCUUUGUGUAGUCAUUUAUGAGUGUGAAUCUACAGGAGGUUCACAGUGGGUUAAAGAAGACACAAUAGAGUUACGUAAUAUUAGAAUACCAGAGAAUCAUGUUGAGGUUGACCUUGACCUUAGUCCAGAUGUCAGUCUCGUCCAUAAUGACACAGAGAGCGUAAACCAGACUCUUCCUUUAGCGUCAAGUUUCAUCAACAUGUGUCGUACAAAGUCGGUGCCAAGUUUGAGCGCCCUCUACUGUGCUAGGAAAGAACAGGAAGACCAUGAAGAUAAGUUGGAGAUAUUGAGGCAGAAACAUUUGGUUCAGCUCGACUGGGUCUCAACUGAGGAUGGUUCUCACAUACUGACAGUUGGGGUCGGGUCUAAGAUCAUGAUGUAUGCACAAGUGUCAAACGAUAUUGUACAGGAGUCUAAAAAGGACAAUAUGGAGGACAAGACUGGUACAGAAACAACGUCGAUGAACGAGCCAGGGGUAAAGAAGAGUCUCGGUGAUCGUAGUAGCAGUCGAAGAGCUCUGUUGCAAAAAUCAAAGUCAAUGGUCGUUGACGACUACCAGGAGGUGUUGCAGUGGAUGAAAUUACGUAGUAUAGAUUUAACAACUGCUGAUGGAUUACCUCCCUUACCAAUGCAUAUAUCGUGGGUUCGUGGAGGAAUCUUGGUUGUUGGUAUGGACAAUGAGAUGCAUGUAUACUCACAGUGGCGAUGGGCACAAGGAGCAGAAGACACUUCCCUUGAUCAAGUAGAUAGUUUUGAUGUUCGAAAUUUUGAAGACAGAAAUUUUUCAACAGUCGAUCUACAUAAAGAAGCAAUGAUUCAGAAUAAGAAAAGUCUUCCAUCAAUACGGUCAUCCCUUUCAGUGCCAAACUUUAAACGCUUUGCAUCCAAUGUGUUCAAAAAAGAGUCCAUGAAAAGUAGUUCCAACCUGCGUAAAAAGGCCAGUAAGAGUAAUUUAGAACGUAGUGAGAGUAGUAUGAGUCUGACUGUCAUCCAUGAAUUUGGUCUGUUUGAGGCAGCACAUCAAGCUAAUCCUGUUUUACCCCAAUAUCAUCCAAAAUCUUUGAUGGAAUUGCUGAAUUUUGGGAAAGUAAGACGCGUAAAAGCUAUCCUAGCUCAUCUUGUUCGAUGCAUUGCUGGUCGAGAAGCCACAAAUACUGCACAAGUAAAUGAAAUAAAUGUAGAUGAAGCUAAGUUGUACAGACAAAGGACAGUUUCCAUGUCUCAGAGUCCUGGAGAACCACCAGUAUUAAAUGGCGAGGUUACCCUCGACUAUGUAGAGCUUACAUCAAUUCCUUUGUUACCGCUAUAUGCCCUCCUCGCAGCAGAUAAUGAUUCAAGUCAGUCAGCGGCUGACAUAUCAGCACAUACUGGUCACGUGAGCCCCGGAGACAAAUCAGAUUACAAAGACCUCUUCCAGACAAAUGUUUUCGAUGAUGAGGAACUUGAUACAAAUGUACUGUCAUCUUCAUUAGAUGACAAACCACGACUAAUUAGAUCCACUUCAUCAACCGGGGUGACUGUUAAUCCAUAUCAUUUCAGUUCUUCACAAGCUCAGUUGCUAGGGAAACACUUGACCCAUAUGCACUUACCUGGCCUGUCAGGUCAAGAUCAGAUGUACCUGUUGGCUCUAGCGGACACUGUUGCACAAACUAAAACAGACUUUGCGGAGAGCUUUGAGCCCACAAGCACCUUGCAGCAAGAUGGUGUGCACACGGCUGAGACCCUGGAUGACUGCGGUUUGAGGUUUCUACUGGCAAUGAGACAUUACCACUACCUGAUGAGAUCUCUACCUCCAGUUCAAAGAGUGCAACUUCAUAAACAAGGCUUGAAAACAUUCAACUUAGUCUGGGCGUUCCAUUCUGAGGCCACUGAGGAGUUACUUUCCCUGAUUCCAACAAGCCAGGGUUUAGGCCUCACAUGGUUUGAUCUAAAAACAUACGGAGCUGGGUGGUGGAUCCAAAAUAUCAAUGUGUUAAAGAGAACUACAGAAAAAUUGGCAAAAGAUGCUUUCCAAAAGAACAAGGAUCCCAUGGACGCUGCUUUGUUCUACCUAGCCAUGAAAAAGAAAAAUGUCCUCUGGGGACUGUUUAGGUCUAUAGAUAACAAAAGAAUGUCUGAGUUUUUCCGUAAUGACUUUACUCAGGACCGAUGGCGAAAAGCAGCGUUAAAGAAUGCCUUUGAUCUUCUUGGGAAGCAAAGGUUUGAGCAUGCAGCUGGCUUCUUUCUGCUGGGCGGAUCCUUAAAUGAUGCUGUAGAGGUAAUUCUGGAUAAGCUGCAUGACCUCCAACUUGCCAUUGUCGUCUGCAGACUCUACGACGGAGAAGAUAUGAUGAGUGAAACUGUCAAAAAGAUUUUAUGUACCAAUAUCCUUGGCAAAGAAGAUGUCUCCCAAACAAACCAUGUCAAAAUGCACCCGGACCCAUUCCUUAGAAGCAUGACAUACUGGUUGUUUAAGGACUAUAGGAAUGCCUUGCAGACUUUGUUACAAAAUGAAUCUGGGAAAGCUUUAAACGGCUCUACAGACUCGGAAUCAUUUUCCAUCUCCAAUGUGUUCAAUUUCUACAAUUAUCUACGCACCCAUCCACUCUUAAUUCGUCAUAAAAUAGCCACGGCAGCACCAGUUCUGAAGAAUAAAUGUGUAAUUAGUGGUUUUACAAAGCAGCAGACUAUGGUCGGAAGUCCCGAAGAUGAUGUUGCAACAGUUGUUGACAGGGUUACGCCCAUGGAACGAAGACUGUUCUUUGCAACCGCCCACUCACAUUACAAAAAUGGAAAUCCAAUUUUAGCGCUUGAAGUUCUUUCAAAAUUGCCAGUUAUAAUACUGUCAGAUGAUGACUAUGAGCUUGAUACGCAAGUUUCAAAAAGUGAAAGCGAUUUGUGCAUAAACACUGGAAAUCUGUCGGAUGUUAGUGAUUCUUCUCUAAAAAAUGACGGAGACCGAGAAAAGGUGAAAAAUGAGGACACUCCUGACUGGAGUAAACCGGUGUCAGCAGCACAAACAGCCGACACUUUUGAUUGGAGUCAACCAACGUCAAGUAAAUUAGAUGCAACAGCUAAUGCUCUUGAUUGGAGUCAACCUGUCUCAAGAUUUGGAGAUGAUGAUGAGCUUAAAUUAGAUUUUGGCUUGUCGGACAGUGAAGAAAGCGAAUCUGAUGACGGCAAUGACAAACUUAAUGACAAUAAACAAGAUACUGAUACUAUUCCAAGUAUUGUUGUUGGAGAUAUUAAUGAGAAUGCUGAAACUCCAAGUACAUUGAAAGGUCCAAUCGAGCGUAAAAGCAGGCAGCAAGAAAUGGACAUAUUCGCACAGCAGUAUAAGUUUAUAGCUUGUUUGAAGGUAAUGAUGGAAGAAAUGCAGACACUAGCAACAGGCUUUGAGGUGGACGGUGGUCAGUUGAGAUACCAGGUAUAUAUUUGGCUAGAAAGGGAAGUAGAGGCAUUACGUCUGCUGUGUAACUAUGGUAGUGAAGACGAUUUUACUGAAGAUGAACGCACUAUCAUAAGUGAAGGUUGCUUUGAGAGUGAUGAUUUGAGGAAUGAGUCUCCACAACCAUUUGUCAGGAAAGGAUCAACUCGUUCUGAAACAUCCUUAAGCAAACCAACAUUACACGAAGUCUUGAUAGCCGAAAAGAUGGAUUUAGAUGCUAAAAUGGAAAGAAUGGGCCAGCGAAAACAGUGGCUGCGACAGAACUCGCAGUUGUUGCGAACAUUGGUGGCAUACUGUGUACUUCAAGGAGCUGCUGGUGGAGGGAUUGCAUCAGUUCAGAUGGAACUGUUGUUAUUGUUGCAAGAACUCCAGCAGGAGAAGCCGCAGCAACAGUUGUUGUCUCCGCUGCCGUUCCCAACCACGUUACCCUUACUCUCGGCUGCAAUAGCAAGUUCAAAGACUGUAACGGCAGAUCCUAUACAGCACAUACAGUGCUUGUCACAAGAUUUGUUACACUCUGUGAUAGAGUUCACAUCACCCCCGGGUCUCGGUAGUCCAUUACACACUGUGUUAGUGAUGAGGAAUUUAAGUGUAGCACUUGCUUCGUGUGUGUACCAAUGUUUAUGUGACAGUGACAGCUUUGUUGUGUCUCUAAAUGAAAAUAUGGAUGUAGGAUUUGAAGGAUUUUACAAUGGUGCCAAUUUUGUCUGUGAUGCUAGUCAUUUAAUGUCUGGAGUGAGAAAAAUGAGAUACAAGUCUAUUACUUCAGCAGAUGAUGUUGUCAAUACUCCACCACCUAAAUGGCCAGGUGUGACAUCAUUGCGUGUUCUAUUAGCUCGCGAGAAAGAUGAGGAUUCUCCCAAGUUGAACAUUUUGCUGACCGAAUGUCUGGUUGCCGUGUAUGUGAGUCUAGUGAUCAAUGCCCUAGCGACGUACGAUUGUUUCUUGUUGUAUCGUCUAACAGCGCACAAGUUUGAUACACAGAUGUGGUCGUCCUUGUUCGGGGGCGGAGUUAAGACUAUGAUCAAACUAGGCAGUACAUCACCUAGACUUGGAAAAAAAACAGAUGACCUGUACAACAAAAGAAUUGCAUUGAACCGGAAAAUCAUGGGCCAGCAGAGAACUGAUAGUCGGAAAACGUUUAAAGAGAAGUUUGUCCCACCAGAGCUGAGUAUGAUAACUUACUUCAUGACAAAACCUUUUGUUGACGUGAAUUCUGAAACAGAGUUUGGAUAUAACUCGGACGAUUCAAUGUCAUCUGAGGAUGGCGUGGACAGUGAUGAGGAUUAUGAGGAGGAAUUGAACCGACCCAGAACAUUAAAUCUUCCCAAUGUACAACAGCAUUCAGAUCCGAGUUCUUAUGCCUGGUGUAUUAUUAGAUAUACAGCUGUUAAAUUGAUACUGCAUAAUUUGUCUUCAUUCCUGCCACAGAUUGGCAUAGAACUGCAAGAGUUACCCGUGUGUUCACCGCUCCUUCAUGCAUUAUUGCGGACAUUAGAGCAAUGGCAGGAAGUGUUGCUAGGGAAACUGGAGUUGUUUGCCGCGGCUCCAGAUAACUUUAUUCCUGGUUUAGAACUUGAGGUUAUUCCAGGAGUCCCGAAAACAAAAUAUAAAGCACUGCUGAACAAAAAAAAUAGUCCUUUUAUUGAAAGUCCGGCAACUCUACCAAUAAAGAGGCUGUGGUUUCAUCUGUUACGGGAGGACAAACUACGUGAUAUAUUUGUACGAUAUGUGUUCAAGAAACAGAAACUGCUGGAUCAGAGUGAAAGAGAGGACUCUUCGAUAGAUGGUUUGGACUCGCCAAAAAUUCCCGAGCCGUUUAAAAUUAUUCAUAAGGAACAAGAUAUCAUUACAGCAUUUGCAAUUAACCAGAUUGAAAAUCUGCCUAAUAUACAGGUGAUAGUUUUUAAUGAGGCAAAUGCAAGUUGUUUAACAUUAUCCACCCAGAAGGAAUUGAUUGAGCUGGACAUUCAUAACUUGUUGAAUCCACCGCUAUGGCUUGACGAUGAAAAUGAGAUGGACAUAGAGGCAUUUAACAAUCCGUCUCCUGUAAAUCCAGCAGAGAAUGUGGACUUCCUGGUGGUACAGACCCCUACAGAUGCUCCCAUACAUGCUGGUAGCGGUUCAAACACCCCACAAACCAACCAGUCCUCCACUGCUUCAACUCCUAUUGUACACCUGGCUCCAGGCCAGAUUGCUCUAGCCCAGACUGGUAGAGGAACCAGUGUGGUUUCAAGACGUGCUAUACCUGGUGUGAGGAGAAUCAGCUCUCACCCCUCGCUUCCUCAUUAUCUGACAGGAAGUUCUGAUGGCUCUGUAAGACUGUGGGAGUGGGGUCAUUCCCAGCCACUGGCCAUGUUAAGAUCACCUGGGAACUUCCCCAAGGUCACUAAAGUCCUCUUCAACUCACAUGGGAAUAAGUGUAGUGUAAGUGACAGUGAAGGGAACAUGUGUUUAUGGCAAGUUGGACCAGGUAUCAACUUUAACAAACCUAUCAUGAGUUUUCAGUGUCACAAUAAGACAACAAGUGAUUUUGUAUUUGUUGGAUCAUCAAGUUUAAUAGCAACAGCUGGCAACUCGUCAGAAAGUCGGAAUGUUUGUCUCUGGGAUACACUUCUACCUCCAAGGAGUGCUUGUGUCCAUGCAUUUACUUGUCAUGAACAUGGAAGUCCUGCCCUGGUAUAUGCCCCACAUCACCAGUUGCUGAUCAGUGGUGGAAGGAAGGGAGAAAUAUGUAUAUUUGAUAUACGUCAACGUCAGAUGCGACAUACAUUCCAAGCUCAUGAAUCUAUAAUUCGUUGCCUAGCAAUGGAUCCAGAGGAAGAAUAUUUUGUGACUGGAUCGGCAGAUGGUGAUGUAAAGGUUUGGGGACUAGAUGUUCACCAGUUAAUUGUUGCAUUCCAAGGAGAGCAUACCAGAAGUAACACUUUCUUCAGGAGUGUCGGAUCAGCAACCGGUGUCACUCAAGUUGCAAUAGGACCAAAACAUCACUUGUUUUCCUGCGGUGUUGAUGGAUCUAUGAAAUUUCGAGCGCUACCAGAGAGGGAAUCUAUAGUUAGAUACUGGAAUAGUUAAACAUCAUUUCAAUUAAUAAGACAAGAAAAAAUAAAACAAUUAGAAGUCAAACAAUAUGGAAAUAUUUUACUAAGUUAUAGCUUCAAAUUAGAACUGUUUUAGAUUAUUGAAAUCAUAUCUUAUUCAGAUUGGUUUUAUGUUAACAUUAUAACAAUGCAGAUAAAUGUUGUGUAACAAUAGCCAAGGUGUGAUAUUUGUGUUUAAUUUCAUUUGUUAUUGAAUGUUUUCUUUGUUUGUUUUUUUAAGAAAUCAUGUAAAGAAAAACAAAACAAAUAACAUUGCUGUAUUUGUUUUAAUUGAUUGGCAAAGUAAAAGGGAUUAAUGGUCCAUUUGUUUACCUUUCUAUAGAUUUAUAUACUGCGAAUUCACUUAAAUUCGUGGGCAUGAAAUUUCGUGGUUUUAUCAAAAAGGGCAUUUUCGUGGGUUCUUAAAUUCGUGGAUUUUCGUUUUCUUGUUAAAAAAAAUUCAGUUACCUAGCAAAUGCAAAAUAAUCUUAAACUUAAUCGCCGAACAUUUUUACUUACAACAUGUACAUAUCUUGACUUGUCACACAGCGCUUGUCAAUAAAUUUAAUCCUUGCCUCUGGGCAUAACUAAUAUAGCACAGUUAUUGCCGAUAAUUUACUGCAAUUAACACAUUUAUGUGACAUGAUAUACACACUGCCCCUGUAAUUCGCCGAUGUAAACAUCGCAUAAUUUAUACUACACCCUACAGGUUUUAACCAGCGAGUAAGUUUACACCCUUAAUUGGUCUUAACAUAUAUGACAGUACUUAACUACACGCAACGUCAC
This is a messenger RNA of Ruditapes philippinarum (Manila clam), 10994 nucleotides long. Its product is annotated as dmX-like protein 2. Lineage: Eukaryota; Metazoa; Mollusca; Bivalvia; Venerida; Veneridae. Gene Ontology annotation, biological process: vacuolar acidification. Bases 124 to 10203 code for a protein of 3359 amino acids. Gene Ontology annotation, cellular component: RAVE complex. The record is from RefSeq and is a predicted model, not a curated record. Gene Ontology annotation, molecular function: protein binding. The transcript is spliced from 50 exons.